Aedes albopictus (Asian tiger mosquito) is the source of this 1935-nucleotide messenger RNA. RefSeq lists its product as uncharacterized. The transcript has a single exon. The record is from RefSeq and is a predicted model, not a curated record. Gene Ontology annotation, molecular function: nucleic acid binding. Lineage: Eukaryota; Metazoa; Arthropoda; Insecta; Diptera; Culicidae. Bases 1 to 1935 code for a protein of 644 amino acids. Gene Ontology annotation, biological process: DNA integration.
AUGAAAUGGAUACGCGUGCUGAACCAGGUUGACAGCAUUCGCCUCCCCCGUUACUACAUCGGCAAAACUGUCUCCUUGGCUCUGGGAUCCGUCCAACUUCACCUCUUCGUGGAUGCAAGUGAAGAAGCCUACGCAGCUGCCGCCUACUUCCGGUUCACACUUCUCGACGGAACGAUCAUCUGUAGCCUCGUCGCGGCGAAGACCAAAGUGGCUCCCCUUAAGCCGCUUUCUAUACCUCGAUUGGAACUGCAAGCGGCAGUCCUCGGCGCAAGGCUAGCCAUCUUUAUUGGAGAAAAUCAUACAAUUUCAAUCGAAAGAAGGGUUUUCUGGUCAGACUCCAGCACAGUCCUAGCAUGGAUUCGAUCAGACGCCCGUAGAUACCGGCAGUACGUAGCCUGCCGUAUUGGAGAACUACUCACAAUUACGGAAGCUAGUGAGUGGAAAUGGGUUCCUACCAAUAUGAAUAUUGCAGAUGAAGCCACGAAGUGGGGUAGUGGCCCCUGCCUAUCUACGAACGGAAGGUGGUUCCAAGGACCGCAGUUUCUGUAUUCUCCUGAGCAGCAUUGGCCACAACAAAGUCACAUGAAAAACAUUUGUACGGAGGAAGAACUUCGAUCCUGUUUCGUUAACAAUGUCUCGCGGCAUGUACCGUUGAUUCCAGUUGAACGGUUCUCUCGCUGGAUUCGGCUUCUAAGAGCUACUGCCUAUGCGUUGCGGUUUAUCUACAAUGUACGGAGGACCAAACAACAGCGAAACACUGGACCAUUGGGCUCAGAGGAAAUGCGUGAGGCUGAGAACGUUCUUUGGCGGCUCUGCCAAGAAGAAUCGUUCCCGAGUGAGAUUUCACAACUAAACUCAAAGAAAUCUGAAGUGUCGAAAUCAUCACCUAUUGCCAAUUUGUCGCCCUAUCUUGACGAACUCGGAGUACUGCGGCAAAAUGGUCGAAUCGGCUCGGCCUCCUACGUUGGAUUCAAUACGAAGUUCCCGAUAAUCCUGCCAAAGGCACAUCGGAUUACUGUUCUACUCCUUGAAGACUUCCACCGCCGAAACCAUCAUAUAAAUGUUGAAACUGUCGUGAACGAAAUAAGGCAAAACUUCUACAUCCCACAGCUCCGCACUGCAGUACGGAAAACGGCAAGAAAUUUCCAAUGGUGUAAGAUCUACAAGUCACAGCCGUCUACUCCAAAGAUGGCACCACUACCAGCUGCAAGAUUAGCAUCCUUUGAACGGCCGUUCUCAUACGUUGGAGUGGAUUUCUUCGGUCCAAUACUAGUGAAGGUGGGACGAAGACACGCAAAACGCUGGGUGGCCCUCUUUACGUGCCUGACUAUAAGAGCGGUCCAUCUUGAAGUUGCGCAUAGCCUAAGUACGGAGAGUUGCAUCACCUGUUUUCGUCGUUUCAUCGCUCGUCGAGGAGCCCCCUUGGAAGUUUACAGCGAUAAUGGCACCAACUUUCAAGGUGCCGAGAAACUUCUUCGAGAGCAAAUAAACAACGGGUUAGCAGAGUCUUUCACGAACUCCAAUACCAAGUGGUUCUUCAACCCUCCCUCAGCCCCGCACAUGGGUGGAGCUUGGGAGAGGAUGGUGCGCUCUGUAAAAGCCGCUAUAGAAAACAUCGACACCGGGCGGAAACUAAACGACGAAGGACUUCUGACGCUACUGACAGAAGCGGAGGGUAUCGUCAACUCCAGACCGUUAACCUACUUGCCACUGGACUCGGAAGAACAAGAAGCUUUGACGCCGAACCACUUCUUACUUGGAAGCACAACUGGUGUCAAACAACCACAACUGGAAGCAGAUUCGUCAUCAGCUGGACAUUUUUUGGAACCGCUGGCUAAGAGAGUAUUUGCCGACCAUCUGCCGGCGCACAAAGUGGUUCAGCGAUACCAAACCCAUCGAGGUGGGAGACUUAGUACUCGUAGCGGAAGGUACUAA